This is a messenger RNA of Manis pentadactyla (Chinese pangolin), 1033 nucleotides long. RefSeq names its product PAXX non-homologous end joining factor (gene PAXX). Gene Ontology annotation, cellular component: nonhomologous end joining complex; site of double-strand break; nucleus. The coding region runs from base 100 to 747 and encodes 215 amino acids. The transcript has 5 exons. The record is from RefSeq and is a predicted model, not a curated record. Gene Ontology annotation, molecular function: molecular adaptor activity. Lineage: Eukaryota; Metazoa; Chordata; Mammalia; Pholidota; Manidae. Gene Ontology annotation, biological process: double-strand break repair via nonhomologous end joining.
CGCUAGCCCUGCCCCCACCCCGGAAGCCGCCCGCCCGCGCAGGCGCUCUAGUACCGCGGCCGCGCCCACCGGUCCUGGCCUUCCGCUUCCCUAGGUGCCAUGGUGCCGCCGCUGUGCACGCUGCCGCCGGGCCCCGGGCCCCCGAACUUCGUGUGCUACUGCGAGGGGGAGGAAAGUGGGGACGGAGGCCGCGGCGGCUUCAACCUCUAUGUGACUGACGCCGCGGAGCUUUGGAGCACCUGCUUCACGCCGAACAGCCUGGCCACCCUCAAAGCCCGUUUUGGCCUGAGUGCAGCUGAGGACAUCACCCUUCGGUUCAGGGCAGCCUGCAAGCAGCAAGCUGUGACUCUCACCCUGCAGGAGGACAGAGCUUCCCUGACCCUUUCAGGGGGGCCUAAGGUGCUGGACUUUGACCUCUCCAAGGUACCAGGCCCCGAGGCAGCCUCCAGGUUGCAAGCCCUGACCCUGGGCCUCGCAGAGCGUGUGUGCAGCUUGGAGCAGCGUCUGGCAGGUAGAGUGGGGGUGCCACGUGAACCCCCACCAGGUCCUCCUGCCAUACUUGUACUCAUGCUUCUCCUUUCUUCCCCAGCUGUGGAGGAUACAGCUGCCAGCCCCAGGAAGAGUCCCUGGCCAGGGGGGCCUCAGCUCUUUUUACCAGACCCAGAUCCUCAGAGAGGUGGCCCUGGACCUGGGGUCAGGAGACGAUGUCCCGGAGAGUCCCUCAUCAACCCCGGCUUCAAGAGGUAGCCACACCCCCACUCCUCUAUCCUGUACCCGGGUUCUGGCCCUAGACCGCUGCCCCACCCUCCACACUGCACAGGUCACACUCUUUUCUCUCCUAGCAAGAAACCAGCUGCUGGUGUUGACUUUGAUGACCCCUGAAGGUGCAAAAAGUAUGACCCUGCCAAGAGUCUCUGAGGGGAGGGACAGCCCCCGGGAUCCCACAACCUCCACCUGCCCAUCCUCCCUCUGGGGGGAAGCAAACCCGCUCCUCGGGCCCCUUUCCCAUAAAAUAAAUGGUUUUCUUAGCAGA